Messenger RNA from Oryza sativa Japonica Group (Japanese rice), 1288 nucleotides. RefSeq names its product glucan endo-1,3-beta-glucosidase GII. Gene Ontology annotation, biological process: carbohydrate metabolic process. Lineage: Eukaryota; Viridiplantae; Streptophyta; Magnoliopsida; Poales; Poaceae. The record is from RefSeq and is a predicted model, not a curated record. Gene Ontology annotation, molecular function: hydrolase activity, hydrolyzing O-glycosyl compounds. Gene Ontology annotation, cellular component: plasma membrane.
AUGCAUGUUUCAUCAAUCAGUUAUCUUGUAGCUAGCUACCUGAUCGAACUCGGGAAAAUUAUUUAAGAUGGCAGCACAGGGUGUUACCUCCGUGCUAGCGGUUGUAUUGGUCAUCGGAGCCUUCGUGUCCAUCCCUACAGUGCAAUCCAUCGGCGUGUGCUACGGCGUGAAAGGGAACAACCUCCCGCCGCGGAGCGAGGUGGUGCAGCUGUACAAGUCCAAGGGCAUCAACGGGAUGCGCAUCUACUACCCCGACAAGGAGGCGCUCAACGCCCUGCGCAACUCCGGCAUCGCCCUCAUCCUCGACGUCGGCGGCUUCGACACGGUGUCCUAUCUCGCCGCCAGCUCCUCCAACGCGGCCGCGUGGGUCCGUGACAACGUCAGGCCCUACUACCCGGCCGUCAACAUCAGGUACAUCGCCGUCGGCAACGAGGUGGAAGGCGGCGCCACGAAUAGCAUCCUCCCGGCCAUCCGCAACGUCAACUCCGCCCUGGCCUCGUCGGGCCUCGGCGCCAUCAAGGCGUCCACCGCGGUGAAGUUCGACGUCAUCUCCAACUCCUACCCACCCUCCGCCGGCGUCUUCAGGGACGCCUACAUGAAGGACAUCGCGCGCUACCUGGCGAGCACCGGCGCGCCGCUGCUCGCUAACGUGUACCCGUACUUCGCCUACAGGGGGAACCCGCGCGACAUCAGCCUCAACUACGCCACGUUCCGGCCGGGCACCACGGUGAGGGACCCCAACAACGGGCUCACCUACACCAACCUGUUCGACGCCAUGGUCGACGCCGUGUACGCCGCGCUGGAGAAGGCCGGCGCGGGGAACGUGAAGGUGGUGGUGUCGGAGAGCGGGUGGCCGUCGGCGGGAGGGUUCGGGGCGAGCGUGGACAACGCGAGGGCGUACAACCAGGGGCUGAUCGACCACGUCGGGCGUGGCACGCCCAAGAGGCCGGGGCCACUGGAGGCGUACAUAUUCGCCAUGUUCAACGAGAACCAGAAGAACGGGGAUCCCACCGAGAAAAACUUUGGGCUCUCCUACCCUAACAAGUCGCCCGUGUAUCCCAUCCGCUUCUAGUACGUUUAAUUAAGCUAAAAAAGCUAGCUGCACACAUAGCAGUGUUCUUUUUAAUUCCCGAAUAAGACACACAGGGCAGUGGUAACUACUCGUCUACUCCAAUGAAGUACUGCGCGACAGUACUAUAUAUACGUGUGCAUGCACACUUUUCAAUGUAUACUACUUUAAAAAGGCUACCAAUAAUGUCCUAAGUUGAUAUUCUCUUUUUCGGGUUGA